UCAUACGACCUGGUCAGUGCUCAAAAAAAACUCAUUCGGUGCGGUGCGAGAAGCGCGUGCUGCUCGAGAACCUACCCCAGAAAUUUAAUAACAAAAACACACACCCCGCACAUACACACUAUAAGCUAAGGAUAACUGCAAAGCAGGAUAAUUUCAGGAGAAUCUUUAACAAAAAGUACCUAAGCAUUGAACAAAAACACAAACAGAACCGACAAAAUGCCAGCGGAAAAAUCAAUAUAUGAUCCGAAUCCGGCCAUCAGCCAGAACGCCUACAUAUCCAGCUUCGAGGAGUACCAGAAGUUCUACCAGGAGUCGCUGGACAAUCCGGCCGAGUUCUGGUCACGUGUGGCCAAGCAGUUCCACUGGGAGACCCCCGCCGAUCCGGAGAAGUUCCUCAAGUACAACUUCAACAUCUCCAAGGGCCCCAUCUCGAUCAAGUGGAUGGAGGGCGCCUCGACCAAUCUGUGCUACAAUCUCCUGGAUCGCAAUGUCCGCAACGGUCUGGGCGACCAAAUAGCCUACUACUGGGAGGGCAACCACCCCGAUGACUAUUCCCGGGGCCUCACCUACCGCAAGCUUUUGGAGGAGGUCUGCCGGUUUGCCAACGUGCUGAAGGAUCAUGGCAUCCGCAAGGGUGAUCGUGUCUCCAUCUACAUGCCCAUGAUCCUGGAGCUGCCCAUCGCAAUGCUGGCCUGCGCCCGCAUCGGCGCCGUGCACUCGAUUGUCUUUGCCGGAUUCUCACCGGACUCCCUGGCGGAACGGAUGUUUGACUGCAAGGCCAAGCUGCUGAUUACGGCGGAUGGAGCCUGGCGUGGUGAGAAGCCCCUGUACCUGAAGGCCCUGUGCGACACCGCACUGGAGAAGGUGGAGGAGAUGGGCCACUCCGUUGAGAAGUGCAUCGUGGUAUCGCAUCUGAAGCGUGUCACUCCCUGCCAACCGGAUCAUGUGGAGGCGGAGAUACCGUGGACCGACGAUCGCGACUACUGGUGGCACGAGGAGAUGGAGGACAAGGAGCCGGCCUGCUAUCCUGAAUGGAUGGACGCCGAGGACCCGCUGUUCAUGCUCUACACUAGCGGCUCCACCGGCAAGCCGAAGGGCGUGCUCCACACCACCGCCGGAUACCUGCUGUAUGCGGCCACCACCUUUAAGAUUGUCUUUGACUACAAGCCAGGUGACAUCUACUGGUGCACCGCCGAUGUGGGCUGGAUCACUGGACACACGUACGUUGUGUACGGACCGCUGGCCAAUGGCGCCACUUCAGUGAUUUUCGAGGGCACCCCGUUCUUUCCUGGAAACGAUCGUUACUGGAGUGUCAUCGAUAAGUACAAGGUUACACAGUUCUACACGGCUCCCACGGCCAUCCGAGCGCUCAUGAAGUACGGCGAGGGACCCGUGCUUAAGCACAACCUGAGCGGACUCAAAGUUUUGGGCAGUGUGGGUGAACCCAUUAAUCCGGAAGCCUGGCUCUGGUACUACCGAUACAUUGGCAAGGAGCAAUGCUCCAUUGUGGAUACCUUCUGGCAGACAGAGACCGGUGGUCAUGUCAUCACACCACUUCCUGGAGCCACACCCAUGAAGCCGGGCUCGGCUUCAUUCCCCUUCUUUGGCGUCAAGCCCACUUUGCUGGAUGAGUGUGGUAUUGAGAUCAAGGGCGAGGGCGAGGGCUAUUUGGUGUUCUCACAACCUUGGCCUGGAAUGAUGCGCACCCUGUAUAACAACCAUGAGCGCUUCGAGGACACCUAUUUCUCCAAGUUCCCUGGCUACUACUGCACUGGCGAUGGUGCCCGUCGUGAUGCUGAUGGCUAUCUCUGGAUCACCGGCCGCGUGGACGACAUGUUGAACGUGUCCGGUCACCUGAUGUCCACCGCCGAGGUGGAAUCCGUUCUCACGGAGCAUCCUCGUGUGGCUGAGUCGGCCGUGGUCUCCCGUCCGCAUCCCGUGAAGGGCGAGUGCCUCUACUGCUUUAUUACGCCAAAUGAGAACGAGGAGUUCGACCAAAAGCUAAUUUCGGAUCUGAAGAAGAUGGUGCGCGAGCGCAUAGGACCCUUUGCCAUGCCGGAUGUCAUUCAGAAUGCGCCCGGAUUGCCCAAGACGCGAUCCGGCAAGAUUAUGCGUCGUGUGCUGCGCAAGAUAGCUGUGAAUGAUCGCAAUGUGGGCGACACCUCGACACUGGCCGACGAGCACAUUGUGGAGCAGCUGUUCGCCAACAGGCCCGUGGAGACCAAGUAGAUGCAAUAAGGUAUUGCGGCUAAGAUCGAUACCUUUUCCCCAAGGCUUUCUCCGGCUUGCCACAACGACCACUCUCCGCUCGGCCAUCGCAUUUUUACGUAUUCCUCGGUGUUGCGUAAUCCUGUAAAUCUCCCCCUACACUUGUAAUACACCUACUGCUAAAUGUUGGUCCCGUUCCGGGCUACGGCGUGUCUAGCAUUAGCCCCUUCUUAACUCUACCUAGUUCGUAAGCCAAGGCGUGUGCGUAAGUAAUCGGCCGGCUCCACGUCUGUCUAUCUGUUUGUGUUUCUUGCCGCCUGUUCACCGUAGUAGUUGACACGUUCGCUCAGCACGCACACACCACACAUUUUUCACAGCUCUUUCGUUUCUUUGUUGUAGUCGUAGCCUAAGUUCUCGCUAAUUCGUAUUGUGAUACAAAUUUAAUUAUAUAUCUUACUUAAUACUUAUGUAUGUAUUUUUAGUAGAAUUGAUAUGAGACAAAAUAUAUACACGAUUCCAGUUGUAGCCACAGAAUAA
Messenger RNA from Drosophila serrata, 2745 nucleotides. It is a transcript of the gene AcCoAS, whose product is annotated as acetyl coenzyme A synthase. Gene Ontology annotation, molecular function: acetyl-CoA synthetase activity; AMP binding. Lineage: Eukaryota; Metazoa; Arthropoda; Insecta; Diptera; Drosophilidae. The record is from RefSeq and is a predicted model, not a curated record.